Molecule: messenger RNA, 1569 nt
Organism: Alternaria ethzedia
Lineage: Eukaryota; Fungi; Ascomycota; Dothideomycetes; Pleosporales; Pleosporaceae
Exons: 1
Coding region: 1-1569 (522 amino acids)
Source: RefSeq, a predicted model, not a curated record
AUGCCUUUCCACGACCAGGACUGGGAAGACCUGCAGCGCGACUGCGACAUCUUCCCUGCCUACACCGACUUCAUCUACGGACCCGACGAGCGUCUGGUCGUGACCCAGGAACCUGGUUUACACCCUGCGAUAUACUACAUGAGUCCACCUCCGCCAGUCCGGUACACUAACAGCAUGCCUUCACGAUCUUGGUCUUACAGGACCGCCGAACGAUUCGAGGGGCUUGAGCCUGCAGCUAUGAGAGAGGUGCAAAAUGCGAACUAUGGCUUCGUUAACACCGAUAUGAGUGGCACACGCAGCGGCAGUACUACUCCCGGAUUGGAUGUACGCCCGCAGACGGGCAGUCCCCUCUAUCCGUUGUUACCACCGCAGGGCGUCCGCACUGUUCACGAGAAGGCAAUUGCGCAACGUAGCAUGUCGAACGCGUCGCAGCGUCGACCCCAGCCUGGAUCAGCAGUUCGCUUUAGCCCAUCACAGCAGCAGCAGCAGCAGCCAGUGCGAAUGACUAGGCAACAGACGCAGAUGAGGAAUGCUCCGGUCUAUCAACAGCCUGCUGUUCAGCAACAAAAGCCGUCCUUCUUGCGCUCAUCAUCUACUACUGAUAUCGAUGAGAACCUGGCGCAGGUGAACUCACGUCAUCAGCCAGCCAUGCUCUCGCCUUUCACCUCACCAGCGCCGAUGCUACCCCCGCCAGUUAUGCUGCCCCAACAACAGUCAUACAGUGCCACCGGUCUGCCUGAGAGCUCUACUCCCAGCCCAGCUUUGAACAACUUCACAAACCCGAGUAAGCAGAUUCCUCUUCUCCGACCAGUCGAUAUACUGCACGAUCCGCGAUACAACAUCCUCCACCCCGACAAGCGUUUGGAGAUCGCCAAACUCCUCCACGAAAAUGGGGCUGUUGUGCGCGACUCUCGAGAUAAUGAUCUACGAGCGAGAGCUUUCGCGAACAUCCAAAAUGCCACCAUGAUUGUCAACCAGUCAAUGGCCAGCAUGCAGGCUGCGAUGGAGUUGCAGCAGCAGAGGGCGCGGCAGACUCAAAAUCAGGAGGGCUCCCAAGCGCGGAUGGGACAAGUACAUCAGACUCAACAGCCUCAGUUCCAGCCUCAAGCUCACCAGGUAUAUGCUCAACCCCCGCUUCAGCCGGGCAUCACACCCGUGCAAUCCUCCCCGUCGUCCCCGGACCCAUACUACACUAUUCCUCACACUCCUCAACAGCAGAUGUCGCCACCUCAGCCACCCGCACCUCAAGGCUAUCCGACGUCGUAUCCUCAGGAUUCCACUCCGAACCCUACACCGCCGCAACUGUCCGUCCAGCUCCGUGCGAACAUCAAUCGCCACCUGCUACAGGUCUGGCAGUGUCUGCGGGUCGUGUUAUGUACCCCGGAUAACCCGUCAGAAGAAGCUGCACAGAACAAGGAGCGCUCAGGUCGGUGGAUUGAACAGUUCAAGGCUAGCUUGCCAGGUGAAGGACGCCCGUACCUGAUGCAAGUCAUGUCAAGGAUGAUCAAGGAGCAUAACGCAGGGGGAAAUGUAAUGGCGUUGUUGGGGGUUCCUUCCCGACCAGCCUAG